This is a messenger RNA of Heteronotia binoei (common prickly gecko), 1364 nucleotides long. Its product is annotated as type-1 angiotensin II receptor-associated protein-like. The coding region runs from base 224 to 712 and encodes 162 amino acids. The transcript is spliced from 5 exons. Gene Ontology annotation, biological process: regulation of blood pressure; angiotensin-activated signaling pathway. The record is from RefSeq and is a predicted model, not a curated record. Gene Ontology annotation, cellular component: plasma membrane. NCBI's taxonomy places the organism in Eukaryota, Metazoa, Chordata, Lepidosauria, Squamata, Gekkonidae.
GCUGCGAAGCGGGGCUCCCUGCAGCCUGUUGCAAGCGGCCUCCCUCCGGCCUGGCCCGGGUCUUCCGGCCUUCCCUCCUCGGGGAGGAGGAGUCUGCCCGGGCAGGAGUCACGGGGCCCGGCAGGGCAGGGCAGGGCCGGGCAGGGCUGGAGUGGAGUGGACGGGGCGGGCCGGAGCAGAAGAAAGUUGCCCGGGCGGCGGCAGGAGCGGCUGGGCCGGGAGCAUGGAGGUGCCGGCGGUGAACCUCAAGGCCAUCGUCCUGGCACAUUGGCUUCUUACAACGUGGGGCUGCAUGGUGCCGUGGAUACCCUCCUCCUCCUAUGCCUGGGGGAACUUCACCAUUCUGGCCGUGGGGGUCUGGGCCGUUGCCCAGCGGGAUUCCGUCGAUGCCAUCCUCAUGUUCUUCACCGGCCUGCUUUUGACCAUCCUCACAGACAUCGUGCACAUCAGCCUGUAUUACCCGGGUGGGAACAACCUGUCGGACACCGUGCGAUUCAGCACCGGCAUGGCCAUCUUCAGCCUCCUCCUGAAGCCGCUGUCCUGCUUCUUCGCCUACCAGAUGUACCGAGAGCGUGGGGGAGAAUAUGCCUUAAAUUUAGGUUUCCUCGGUGUGGCGCAGGAUCAGAGCUCGUACCAGUCGAUCGACCACGCAGAGCCACCACGACCCUUUCCGGACGUGUCCAGCAAGAUAGCCCCACCGCGUCCCUACUGAGAUGGGUCUCUUUUGUUGGGUCUUUGGGCUGCAUUUUUUCUUCCUAUGCUGCAUUUGGGAAUAAACUUUCACACACAGACUCACUCACACACACACGCACCCCAUUGUUUCGCCACUAAAGGAAGUAUGGUCGCUGGCACAGAAGAAAACUGGACUAUCUACUAAUUUCCCUACAUUUCCUUUCUCUUCUUGGGAGGUUUGGGGGGGAGUUUCAGGUCGUUCUGAAUUUCCUGCUGCGUAUCCUGAGCCGCUGCCCAUCUCGAAGAACGCUUGUGGCUUUUCCCGUGUGAUGCUCUAAGCGUCACCUCUGCACCCCCCUGCCACGGUGUAGGGGAGGGUCGCUUCUGCUGCAUUGUUGCCAACCAGCCUCACAAGGAUGGGGAGAGCCAGUCCAAUGAGAAGGGGACCCCAAGAAUUGGUCGAAGCCACGGAGUUGAAGGGACAGUUCCCCCUGCCUGAUGCCUAACUCUGUGCCACUUUGGGACCAUGAAUUUUGCGUCUUCUAAUGCCUGUUGGGACAGGGGGUGGGUGGGGGGAGUUGAUUGACCUGUUACAGAUUGUUGUGCCUGAAACCCUGCCUCCCUCCUCCCCUUGUUAUUUUGCACCUGGAUUUCCAAAUAGAAUUAAAAGGGUUUUUUUUUAAAAAAAAAAA